This is a messenger RNA of Salvelinus sp. IW2-2015, 2645 nucleotides long. NCBI's taxonomy places the organism in Eukaryota, Metazoa, Chordata, Actinopteri, Salmoniformes, Salmonidae. The record is from RefSeq and is a predicted model, not a curated record.
UGUUUCCAGUGUGGAGCCUCUCCUACCUGAGUCUGGGAUAGAGGCGGACAUAGAGGUCAAGAGCAUCCUCUCUUCAGACUGAUACCUUCUACCAGCUGUAAAGCCAGCCCAUCACUCUAUGGAAGAUGUGAUUGAUGGCAUCAUCAGUUUUGAAUCCGGUCUCAACGAUGAGUUCUUUCAGUUGAUGGACCCUGGACUACAGCUAGCCAACACGCUGCCAGUGUCAAGGAACAUGCUGGAUGUGUACAGCAGUGGAGGGAUGGUUGCUCCUACCGUCACCGUCUCUAACUCCUGUCCUGCUGACUUGCACACCAUCAAGACUGAGUUAACCGUGGUGGAGGCUAAAGCGAUGAUGAAGGAGCGACAGAAAAAGGACAAUCAUAACCAGAUUGAGAGACGGAGGAGGUUCAACAUCAACGAUCGCAUCAAGGAACUGGGGGCUCUCAUCCCCAAGUCUAGUGACCCGGAGACACGCUGGAACAAGGGCACCAUCCUGAAGGCGUCUGUGGACUACAUCAGGCUGCAGAAAGAGCAGCAGAGAGCCAAGGAGUGGCAGACCAGACAGAGGAAACUGGAGCACAGCAACCGCAGCCUACUGCUACGCAUACAGGAGCUAGAGAUGCAGGCCUGCCUCCACGGCCUCUCCACCCCCGCCUCCUCCUCCCAGGGCUCCUCCUCCUCACACCUCAGCCUAUCACAAUCCCUGGACCCCAGCACGGGCGACGCCCUCUCCAAGACCCUCCUGUCCCUGAGUGGUGGCCCAGGCCUUCAGGCCACCUCCCCCUCCUUUCUGUCUCCACCCCCCUCGGCCUCGCCGGUUGGCCUGAUGAACAUGGCUUCUCCUCUGGGCUUCUCUGAGCUGGACGACCCGUCUGCCGCAGCCUUCCACUCCUCCCUGCUACCGGACAUGGGUCUUGGGGACAUCUUGAUGGACCAUGGGGGGAUAGGGAUGUCCCCGGUGUGGGCCCGAGAGCCCUUGCUCUCCUCCAUCUCCCCAGGAGCCUCCAAGACCUCCAGCCGCAGGAGCAGCUUCAGCAUGGAGGAGGACUUGUGACUGAGUUAAAGGACCCUAGCCCUUACACUGCUAGGCAAGAGCAGCUUCAUGCAUGGAGGAAGACCUGUGCCUGGGCUGAGUCCAAAACCAACCCCUAGACCAGCGUUUCCCAAACUCGUUCCUCGAGAUCCUAAAGGAUGCACGUUUUGGUUUGUGCCCUAACACUACACAGCUGAUUCAAAUGAUCAAAGCGUUAUGGUUCAUUGAUUAUUUGAAUCCACUGUGUAGUGCCAGGGCAAAAACCAAAACGUGCAUCCUUUAGGAUCCUGAGGACUGAGUUUGGGAGACCCUUCCCUAGACCCUAGCUCCUAGACCAUGGCUCCUAGACCCUAGCUCCUAGACCCUAGCUCCUAGACCCUGGCUCCUAGACCCUAGCUCCUAGACCCUAGCUCCUAGACCCUGGCUCCUAGACCCUAGCUCCUAGACCCUGGCUCCUAGACCCUAGCUCCUAGACCCUGGCACCUAGACCCUGGCACCUAGACCCUGGCUCCUAGACCCUGGCUCCUAGAUCCUGGCUCCUAGACCCUGGCUCCUACACCCUGGCUCCUAGACCCUGGCUCCUACACCCUAGCUCCUAGACCCUAGACACAAGGUUAUUUGUAGAUCAGUCAGUCUGCAAUGUAGUUCACCUGGAGCACGACUUAAGGCCCUAAGCCUAUCAGAGGACUGGGGUGGAGCCUCCACAUACCAUGCAUGGCCCCGUCCAUCAAUCACAGAGUCGGGGUCAAAGGUCUUAGUUUAGUCUAAGAUUUGCAAAAUUCUAGUCCCCAGGUUUUCUAGAAAUCCUGGCAGGAAGGUUCCAGAAAUCCUUAAAAGGAUCCCAAAUGAAUUGCAGAAUACGUGAGAGUAGGUGAUACGCGUUACAUAGACAUUAACCUAUUUUUAUGUCUGUUUUUUUUAAAUUGGAUAGUUCUGUGAAUGACACGCACUCUAGACCAGGGAUUGGCCAGCUAGAGGUGUGGGGACUCCAGUCCUCAGGGGUCUGAUUUGGGUCUGGCUUUUUUUCUCCAUCCUUAGCAAACAAAAGCUGAUUUAAACUAAUUGCAUUCUAAACUGACGAUAAUGAUUAGUUGAUUAUUGAAGUCGGGUGGUUUAUCUGGGACUGUGUCUCUAAUCAGCCCCCCCUGAGGACUGGAGUUUCCCAUCCCUGGUCUAUAUGAUAGAUAAAGAAACAGGAGUUGGGAGUUCCAAUGUAACAACAGUUCAGAAAGCCACAAAUAUAAGAAAUUAAAAAACCAUUAUUUGUAUGUAAUUAUGAGACCUCAGCAUUUGUGUAACUCUGCAAAACAAAAAGGGGAUGGCAUUAUUCUGUGUUGAAACAGCCAGAUUAACUGUCUGUGUAUCCCAAAUAGCACCCUAUUCCGCUACACUGGAUACUACUGGAGUGCAGUAUAUAGAAAAUAGGGGGCAAUUUGGGAUACGUCAUAGAGCAGCACUUUUCAUUGGUAGACAUGUUGUAUAGAUGAGUGUUAUGCUUUUAAAGAGUCCCACAGGAGAACCAGUCUGAGCAGCCAGCCAUAUAGUAGACUAAACAGUUACUGUGUUUGUAGACCCAAUGUUCUAUUGUUUUCAACAACAAGACAGUAGAGAG